CACCGCACGUGUAGCUGCCCUUUGCGGAUUUCUCUAAUUUCAAACGCCAGCAUGGUAACCCUAGCUAUGUGGGUGCCCGUUUAUGCGAGCACACGCAUAUAAGAGGGAUGUGAGUAGUGACAGCUUUUAGUGACGAUUUCCAAGAUGACUCUCAUGAAACUUCUUUUCCUUGUGCCAUCUGUCCUUGUAUUCAAUAAUGCGUAUAUUUCUCCGAACCCAGCACCCAAUAACGAGGAAACAAUUAGCGGCGGUCCGCUCUACGAGCGUAUCUGCCCAGCCAUUUUCCCGAUAUUACAACGGUUGUCGGGCUUGAUACCCUGUGUCGCAGAGAUAGCCGUCAUACUCGCGGCUUAUUUUCCAUUGCCUGUCUCAUCUGGAAUCCUCUCUAUUCUAGUUCACAGCGGACAGCUUCCGGAUAUGGUACCAAACACACACUUCAUACUCGGAACGAUCCUCGUCCUCUUGGGUUGCUUGGGACGCCUAUGGUGUUUUCGUGUCAUGGGACGCCAUUUCACUCACCAGCUGAGCUUGCGCAAGGACCACUCCCUCGUCACCGCUGGUCCAUACCGCAUUGUGCGCCAUCCUAGCUAUGUAGCCAGCUGGAUCGCCUCGUUCGGGAUCUCGCUCAUCUAUGCGAGCCCCGGAUCGUUCGUGCGAUCUUCAGGGUGGCUCCCCACUUACAUCGGGCGUAUCGUAUUUGGAAUAUGGGCACUCCAACUCAUGCUGACCGGCGUGCUAAGCUGCGCACGGGCUAUGAGCGAAGAUGCGAUGCUUCGCAAGCGGUUUGGGGCGGAAUGGGUCCGGUGGUCUCAGAGGGUGCGCUACAGACUCAUUCCGGGUGUAUUUUAGUGAUUUUUUUUUGUAUCUUUGUUGUGAUUCAGACUCUAACCUAGACGCGAUGUCAUAUUUGUAGUUCUUUGAUGUUUCAGCUUUCGAGCUUUCCGACCAGUACGAUCAUGACGUGUAUUUCAUGACCUUUUCAUUCAUACU
Molecule: messenger RNA, 990 nt
Organism: Suillus fuscotomentosus
Lineage: Eukaryota; Fungi; Basidiomycota; Agaricomycetes; Boletales; Suillaceae
Exons: 2
Coding region: 145-849 (234 amino acids)
Source: RefSeq, a predicted model, not a curated record